This is a messenger RNA of Apodemus sylvaticus (European woodmouse), 2607 nucleotides long. RefSeq names its product opticin (gene Optc). Lineage: Eukaryota; Metazoa; Chordata; Mammalia; Rodentia; Muridae. Gene Ontology annotation, molecular function: protein binding. The record is from RefSeq and is a predicted model, not a curated record. Bases 1260 to 2411 code for a protein of 383 amino acids. The transcript has 7 exons.
UCGAGGGCGUCCAUUUGGCUUGGGAUUCUUAUCUCCCUCCACCCAGCCAAUCUUCUGAAGCUGUCAGACCGCAGAUGGGGGGUGGGGGGAAUCUCCGAGACAAAACCGCCUUCUUCUGCCAGGUGGCCUCUUUGGGUUGCCGGAAUCCCCUUCCCACACCAGCUGAGGAGUCCUCGGGGGUCUGGCUCUUAGGUCUGCCCACUCACCUGGCAUCGCAAGCUGGGGAUGGCUUCUGCUAAGGCCAUCUGUUCUGAGGGCACAGAGUCACUGUGUUCCCAGGAUUCCUGAGAUGAGAGUGCAAGGAGGUGGGCCUUGUGAACCCAGAAAACACUCAAAAUGUAGAACCAGUCUGGGCCCUGCGUAACCUUGGACCAAUCGCUUCUCUUUCCCCCAUCGAUUGAUGGUCUUGAGGGGGCCUCCCAGCUGGGGCGCAGGGUAUGGCCAGAGGAGAGGAGGAGGGGUGGAGAGCAUCAAAGAACCCGGGCAGCAAAUCAGGAUGACAUUCCCCAGCCUCUACCCUCUUCUGGGGAUAUCUGGGGCAUAUCCCAAGGAAAGAUGGGGCCUGUGCAGAGUCAGUGUGGGAAGAGAAGGGUUAUGUACCAGGCCAGAGGCCAUGCGUGAUGACAAUGUCUUGGGUGUUUGUAACCCAAAGCCCCACUCCUGUCCUUGUCCUUUCUUCCUACGGGAGUUAGAGAACUUCCUGUCUUGUCGGUGGUGACCACUGCUUGUGAGCUUAAGUUGGUCUUCAGAUCCUAUCCCACUCCCUGCUUCCCUCUGAGUGUAUGACCACGGUGCUCUAGGGGUAGGGUUGGGUGGGGUGCCCCAGUCCACGCUCUUUUUCUCUUUGAAUUCCAUCUAUGAAGUCCAAUGUCAUUAUUUCUGAGGGGGUGGGGUGGAAGUGGGGGACAGGGACAGCAAGCUCCACCCAUCCGGGAAACCUCAGCUCAGUCUUCUGAGAAACUCCCAAUCUAACUGACCAACCCUUAAAGACCAGAGAAGAAAAGUGUGGAAGUCAUGGCCAUGGUGAUGGUGGUGGUGGUGUGUGUGUCUGUGUGUGUGUGUGUGUGUCUGUGUCUGUGUGUGUCUGUGUGUGCGCACACGUUCAGGCAAAGAAUUCCUGUUCAUUGAGUGAAGAAAUGAGAUUAGGGACCCCUGAGGAAAAAGGAAGGGAAAACAGCAGGGCACUUCAAAGAAUGGGAAUCUAAUUAGACACAUGGAUCCCUGGGCCCGGUACUCACUCGUCCUCCCCUGGCCAGUAGAUGAGAGAGUGUCUAGCUGUCCCCUACUCUGACAAGCAGUCAUCAUCUCCACCAGAGCCUUUGCCUCCCUGGAAGCUGCUGGGCCAGAUAGAACCAAAAGCAUCUAAAAGGAUGCGCGUCAGAGGGCUUCCGCCAUUCCCACUCCUACCCCUCCCUCAGAACCUCUCGAAGUUCCUGGCUUUCCUGAGUCUGUUGACCCUCGUGCUGCAGGAGGCAGGGGCAGCCUCUCUCCUAGGAGAGAGAGAAAGAGAAGAGAAAAUCCCUGAGGAAGGUGACACUGAUGCGUCCCUACAUGUGGGGAACCACACCCUGAGCACAGAGGACUACAGCGAAGUCAUUGACCUGAGCAGCUAUGAGGAGCUUGCAGACUAUGGGGACCAGAUCCCUGAGGCUAAAAUAAGCAGUCCGACUCUUCCAACAAGAACUAAUCCCACUAGCACUGUGACUCCAAGGACUUUGUCGCCACAUCUCACAAUGGCUGGACCUACCACCACUGGCCAACUGAACUUCCAGAGCAGUCAUGACCUGCCUACCUGCCUGGUCUGUGUGUGCCUCGGCUCUUCUGUGUACUGUGAUGAUGCAGACCUGGAGACCAUUCCUCCCCUUCCCCAGAUGACCACCUACCUGUACGCUCGCUUCAACCACAUCCGCCACAUCCAGGCUGGAGACUUCAAAGGGCUGACAAAACUGAGAAGGCUCGACCUCUCCGGCAACUCCAUCUCCUUCAUCCAUAGCGAUGCCCUCCGCCUGCUGCCUGCCCUGCAGGACCUGAUCCUUCCAGAGAACCAGCUGGCAGCCCUGCCUGUGCUGCCCAGUGGCAUCGAGUUCCUGGAUGUCCGCCUGAAUCGGCUGCAGAGCUCAGGGAUACAGCCUGAGGCCUUCGUGGCGCUGGAGAAGCUGCAGUUUCUCUACCUGGCAGACAACCUGCUGGAUUCCAUCCCUGGGCCUCUGCCACUCAGCCUGCGCUCCCUGCACCUGCAGAAUAACAUGAUCGAGACCAUGGAAAGCGACACCUUCUGUGACACCAGGGAACACAGACAUGAGCGCCGGCAGCUAGAAGACAUCCGCCUGGACGGGAACCCCAUCAAUCUGAGCCUUUUCCCAGAGGCCUAUUUUUGCCUGCCACGGCUCCCCGUGGGCCGCUUCACCUAGCUGCCACCUGUCUUCUCUUUCCAGACUGUGCUCAGGGGCUCACUGAGAGAGCAUUAUCUCCCUGCACCUAAGAAGUUAUCUGCAGCCCAAGUUCCAGGCAGCCUGUGAGCCUCAGUUACAAAGUUUCACAACACACACACACACACACACACACACACACACACAGAGAGAGAGAGAGAGAGAGAGAGAGAGAGAG